UCUCACUUGGGAUCAAAUGGGUAAGAAGAUUUUGUUACUGGGUCUCACUCUUCACCUCCUAUUUGUCACUGUUUGUGUCUCAGCUGCACCAUCUACUAGUUCCCCUGCAAAAAUUGUUAAUGGGCUUCUUUCCAAUGCUGUGCCUGCUUUCACCAAAUGGGUGUGGUCACUUAAGCCUACCACCAAAACUGCGGUUUCGAGCAGGUCGAUGAUGAAAUUCGAGAGUGGGUACAGUGUGGAGACUGUUUUUGAUGGAAGCAAGCUUGGGAUUGAGCCUUAUGCUGUGGAGGUGUUACCCAACGGGGAGCUUCUCAUUCUUGAUUCGGCAAAUAGCAACAUUUAUAGGAUUUCAUCCUCGCUUUCUUUGUACAGCAGACCAAAGCUGGUGGCAGGGUCGGCUGAAGGAUAUUCUGGACAUGUUGAUGGGAAGCUCAGGGAGGCAAGGAUGAACCAUCCAAAGGGGAUAACUGUUGAUGACCGAGGAAAUAUUUAUGUAGCAGAUACUACAAAUAUGGCAAUUAGGAAAAUUAGUGAUUCAGGGGUCACAACAAUUGCUGGAGGAAAAUGGAGCCGUGGAGGGGGCCAUGUUGAUGGACCGAGUGAAGAAGCUAAAUUUUCUGAUGACUUUGAUGUGGUUUAUGUUGGAAGUAGUUGUUCAUUACUCAUUAUAGACAGAGGAAACCGAGCCAUCAGGGAGAUUCAACUGCACUUCGAUGAUUGUGCCUAUCAAUAUGGCAGUGGAUUCCCACUUGGGAUUGCAGUGCUUGUUGGGGCUGGCUUCUUUGGUUAUAUGCUGGCAUUGCUCCAGCGCCGGCUUGGUACAAUUGUAGCAUCUCAGGAUGAUCAGGUUCCAGUAACAGUAACAUCAUCUGUUUCUCAAGGUCCAUAUCAAAAGCCCUUGAAAUUGGUCAGGCCUCCUUUAAUUCCAUCAGAAUAUGAACCUGAGAAGCAGGAAGAAGGCUUCUUUGGAUCCCUUGGAAAGCUUCUUGCCAACGCUGGUGCAUCAAUGGUAGAGAUAAUGGGAGGAUUAUUUCCUGCUUUCAGAAGAAAACCACAGAGCUACCAAUUUCAAAGACAACCACUGGUUCAACAACCUCAGAAGCAAGUAAAUGCCUGGCCUGUGCAAGAAAGCUUUGUGAUUCCUGAUGAAGAUGAGCCACCUUCUAUUGACACAAGAGCCCCAACCCCUCGAAAAACUUACCCUUUCAUGUCCAAGGAUGCAGAAAAAAUGCAACAAUUACGGCAAAGUAGAGCAUUCUAUAGUGGAUGGGAUGGAGAUCUUCAACAGCAACAACAGCAGCAGCAACAAAAAUACCAUCAUCGCCAUCAGUACCGUUCAUCAGUUCCUCAUACUUACUAUGAGCAGAAUCAUGAGACGACUAAUGAGAUAGUGUUUGGGGCAGUGCAAGAACAGGAUAAGAAGCAGGAGUCUGUGGUUAUCAAGCCUGUGGAUUAUGGGUAUUCACUGUAUGAACAUAAUAAUAUUAGGUCCAGAAUGAGUUCUAUGGGUUAUGGCCAAAGGUAUUGAGUAUAUAUUGUUAGGAAGUUUAGAAGUAAUGGCCUCAAUCCAACUUUGAAUGGAGAGGGGAGGAUGAAAUCAAGUAUAGGUAGUAGCAGUAUAAUGAUUUCUUUCAGUAAGGAGAAGCUGGUGAUCAUAAUAUGAAUUGUUUAUUCAGUUUUGCCAAAUGUAGGUUGCUCUUGUGUGUAGUGUAAGCAGCAACCUUGGCAAUCA
Messenger RNA from Abrus precatorius (Indian licorice), 1732 nucleotides. RefSeq lists its product as uncharacterized. Gene Ontology annotation, molecular function: protein binding. The record is from RefSeq and is a predicted model, not a curated record. Bases 17 to 1528 code for a protein of 503 amino acids. The transcript has 7 exons. Lineage: Eukaryota; Viridiplantae; Streptophyta; Magnoliopsida; Fabales; Fabaceae.